GGAGGAGCUGGUGAUGGUGGGCGCCGACCACGUGGAGUAUCGCUACGGCAAGGCCAUGCCGCUCAUCUUCGUGGGCGGCGUGCCCCGCAGCGGCACGACGCUGAUGCGCGCCAUGCUGGACGCCCACCCCGAGGUGCGCUGCGGCGAGGAGACGCGCAUCAUCCCGCGCGUGCUGGCCAUGCGCCAGGCCUGGUCCAAGUCCGGCCGCGAGAAGCUGCGGCUAGACGAGGCGGGCGUGACAGACGAGGUGCUGGACGCCGCCAUGCAGGCCUUCAUCCUGGAGGUGAUCGCCAAGCACGGUGAGCCAGCCCGCGUGCUCUGCAACAAGGACCCCUUCACGCUCAAGUCCUCGGUGUACCUGUCGCGCCUGUUCCCCAACUCCAAGUUCCUGCUGAUGGUGCGCGACGGCCGGGCCUCUGUGCACUCCAUGAUCACGCGCAAGGUCACCAUCGCAGGCUUCGACCUCAGCAGCUACCGAGACUGCCUCACCAAGUGGAACAAGGCCAUCGAGGUGAUGUACGCGCAGUGCAUGGAAGUUGGCAGGGACAAGUGCCUGCCCGUGUACUACGAGCAGCUGGUGCUGCACCCGCGGCGCUCCCUCAAGCGCAUCCUCGACUUCUUGGGCAUCGCCUGGAGCGAUGCCGUUUUGCACCACGAGGACCUCAUUGGCAAGCCCGGUGGCGUGUCUCUGUCCAAGAUUGAGCGGUCCACAGACCAGGUCAUCAAGCCUGUGAACUUGGAAGCGCUCUCCAAGUGGACUGGCCACAUCCCUGGGGAUGUGGUACGGGACAUGGCCCAGAUUGCCCCCAUGCUGGCUCGACUCGGCUAUGACCCCUAUGCAAACCCACCUAACUACGGCAACCCUGACCCCAUUGUCAUCAAUAACACACACCGGGUCUUGAAAGGGGACUAUAAAACACCAGCCAAUCUGAAAGGAUAUUUCCAGGUGAACCAGAACAGCACCUCCUCCCACCUAGGAAACUCGUGAUUUCCAGAUCUCUGCAAAUGGCUUUGUUGCCAAGAAGAGGAGAGACUGCAUUCAAGUGGAAAUCGGACCUCUAAUCCAAGCAUAUUGCUUGCUAUUAAUCGCCAAAACAGGACUGCUAAUGAGGAACCUAUUUGCAUAUGUUUGCAAAAGCUGAAUCAUUGAAAACAUACCAUGAAGCUCUCUAUCUUUGGUUACUCAAAGGCAGAGAGCAAAGAGUAUGGAAGUAGUCCGGCUUUUGAAACUUAGAUAUUUUAUAUUUUUCCCCUCAAGAACUUUUUUUUAAGAAACGGAUUUGCCAUCCUUCUUGAUUUGCAGGACUGCCUCGAUGGCUUUGUUUGCUGGGACAGGGCCCACAACCUGUGCCUCUCCUAUUGACCCUUACUUUGAAUUCAGAGAUUCUAUUUAAGAGUUUAAUAUAUGAGGCUUUCUUUGAUUCCUCCUCGGUUCUACUUAGUUUCACAGAGAAAAGAAAAUAUUGUUUGAAUAAAGUGAACAGGGGCUCAUUUGUCUGUGCCUUACUUUA
Messenger RNA from Carlito syrichta (Philippine tarsier), 1511 nucleotides. It is a transcript of the gene TPST2, whose product is annotated as tyrosylprotein sulfotransferase 2. The coding region runs from base 14 to 988 and encodes 324 amino acids. The record is from RefSeq and is a predicted model, not a curated record. NCBI's taxonomy places the organism in Eukaryota, Metazoa, Chordata, Mammalia, Primates, Tarsiidae. The transcript is spliced from 5 exons. Gene Ontology annotation, cellular component: Golgi apparatus. Gene Ontology annotation, biological process: peptidyl-tyrosine sulfation. Gene Ontology annotation, molecular function: protein-tyrosine sulfotransferase activity.